Vitis riparia (riverbank grape) is the source of this 1606-nucleotide messenger RNA. Its product is annotated as 7-deoxyloganetin glucosyltransferase-like. The record is from RefSeq and is a predicted model, not a curated record. The coding region runs from base 34 to 1503 and encodes 489 amino acids. The transcript has 2 exons. Gene Ontology annotation, molecular function: UDP-glycosyltransferase activity. Lineage: Eukaryota; Viridiplantae; Streptophyta; Magnoliopsida; Vitales; Vitaceae.
CAUUUACUUUCACUUGCUAAGAGACAGACUACAAUGGAGUCUGUGAAGAAGCCUCACGCUGUUUGCCUUCCUCUUCCAGCCCAAGGCCAUAUGAACCCCAUGUUGAAGAUAGCAAAGCUUCUUCAUUCACAAGGCUUUUAUGUCACCUUUGUCCUCACAGAGUUCAACUACCAACUCUUGGUGAAGAGUAGAGGCGCAAAUUCUCUCAAGGUGUUCGAUGAUUUUCGGUUUGAGACCAUCUCUGAUGGCUUGCCACCAACAAACCAACGAGGCAUACUCGAUCUUCCGGCCCUUUGUUUGUCCAUGCCAGUUUACUCUCUACUCUCCUUCCGAGAGCUCAUACUGAAACUCAAGGCUUCCUCAGAUGUUCCUCCUAUCACUUGCAUAGUAUCUGAUGGUGUUAUGAGCUUCACCUUAGAGGUUGCACAAGAGUUUGGUAUCCCUGAGAUGCUAUUCUUUACUCCCAGUGCUUGUGGCAUGUUGGGUUACCUCCAUUUUGAGGAGUUAAUUCAAAGAGGCUAUUUUCCCUUGAAAGAUGAGAGCUGCCUAACUAAUGGAUAUCUUGAUACUUCUAUUGAUUGGAUACCGGGUUUGAACGAGGUCCGAUUGAAAGAUCUUCCCACCUUCAUUCGAACUAGUGAUCCCAACGAUACAAUGUUCAAUUACAACUUACUUUCAGUGAAUAAUGCCUUAAAGGCCAAAUCCAUAAUCCUCAAUACAUUUGAGGAUUUGGAGAAAGAGGUCUUGGACUCCAUCAGAACCAAGUUCCCCCCGGUUUACACCAUUGGCCCUUUAUGGAUGCUUCAACAGCAACUCUCUGAAGCAAAACUAGACUCUAUAGAAUUGAAUUUGUGGAAGGAAGACACGAGAUGCCUGGACUGGUUAGAUAAAAGGGAGCGAGGUUCGGUUGUGUAUGUGAACUAUGGAAGCCUAGUGACGCUGACACCAUCCCAGUUGAGUGAGUUCGCAUGGGGACUAGCUAAUAGCAAGUGCCCAUUCUUAUGGGUGAUUCGAUCAAAUCUAGUGGUCAGUGAGACCGAGAUUAUAUCCAAGGACUUCAUGGAGGAGAUUAGUGGUAGAGGCCUGCUUUCUGGUUGGUGUCCACAAGAGAAAGUUCUUCAGCAUCCGGCGAUCGGGUGCUUUCUAACGCAUUGUGGAUGGAACUCUAUUCUGGAAAGCAUUUGUGAAGGAGUGCCGAUGAUCUGUUGGCCGUUCUUCGCUGAGCAGCAAACAAACUGCUUCUUCUCGUGCGGUAAAUGGGGGCUUGGCGUGGAGAUCGACAGCAACGUUAGAAGGGAGAAGGUUGAGGGGCUUGUGAGGGAGUUGAUGGGAGGAGAGAAAGGGAAGGAGAUGAAGGAAACUGCCAUGCAGUGGAAGAAGAGGGCAGAGAAGGCUACAAGGUCUGGUGGGUCUUCUUAUGUGAACUUCCAUAACUUAGUGAAGCAGCUCAAGGGGAAGCCUAUAAUUGAGACCAAUACCAUCUCCCCAGAAAAUGUUACCUAGUGAGAAUGCUACCCCUUUGCAACACUUCUGCUGUAUUUUUCACAGUUGAAGGUGGUUAAUGGAAGAAAAAUAAAUAAUAAUAAUUAUUAUUAUUUUCAUUUAA